This is a messenger RNA of Penicillium pulvis, 5484 nucleotides long. RefSeq lists its product as uncharacterized. The record is from RefSeq and is a predicted model, not a curated record. Bases 1 to 5484 code for a protein of 1827 amino acids. The transcript has 3 exons. Lineage: Eukaryota; Fungi; Ascomycota; Eurotiomycetes; Eurotiales; Aspergillaceae. Gene Ontology annotation, molecular function: protein binding.
AUGAGCAACCAACCAUGGCUAGACAGCCUGUCAGACGACUGGCCAUCGGUGCCUGCCACUCCUACCACUCCCGCUCCAUCGAAACCAUCACAGAACCUAUUAUCCUCGCAGCGCAAUAGUGUGCAGAAUUCCCCAAGUCGCAUUCCGGUACCUGCCCGCCGAUCUGUGGAACAAUCCCCUGCCGACGACAAGAAAAAGGUUACCCGACCAUGUCAUUUCCAUAGGAAAGAACCUCCCACACCGAAGACCCCGCGAACACCCAAAACACCUACAAAAUUGCGAUCGCCCAUUCCCCCCAAGACUAGAACAAGGACGCCCAGGAGCCCCAAAGUCACUCCAAAGUCUACGUCCAAGGCCCGCGCGAAGCCAACCCCGGGUGCGGCUGGCAAGCAAGCGCCAACCAUGGAUACGCGCUCCCCGCUACGGUCGGUAUCCAACGUCUCCAAACAGUCCGACUACGAGGCUGCCGACACGGUCCAGAUCAAACCCAAGAAGGGCGAGGAGGGGGAGCUACACCCGAAUGGCGAAAACGACUGGUACGUGGGGAGAUCCCGGUGGGAGAUCAACGCGACCUGUUUGCGCCGAUUGGCCUCGAGACCCCCGACGCCAGGAUCUGGAGCUGGUCAUCCAGAUCCCAUCCCGUUUACCCGACAGGACGACCAGCUGUGGGACUUCACCGACAAUACGUCCCACCGAGAAAGCUCUUCGAGACAGGCACAGGGGGAGGUGGAUUAUACAGAACGCGUCGGUGAAGAUGACUACUCGGGUACUGGCAUAGAAUCACCAUUUGGGACGGUGAACCAUCGGGCACAUUGGGCCGACGAGCGACCAGGGAGCAAUUAUGCAGAUCAGUCAGGCCUGUCACAUGGAUACACUGAAACUCGGACUGCUAGUGGACUAGAGGACCUUCGUAAUGAGGGUAUCACUCCGAUCACAUUCACGCGAAACAAUACACUAGAAGGCGCUGCCACAACAGAGGUGAUUAAAUCGGCACUGAAACAAGUCACUAGCAAGCUUGAGAGCUUGUCUAUUGACAAUAGUCGCCCGGAUUCACCAGCUAGUGACAGUUUCCUAUUUUAUAACCAUAGUGAACCACGACCGGAGGGUUCGCCGAACGAGGACAGUUUAUUGGAUGUAACCAGUCACUCCUUGCCUCAGGACUUGUCAAUGGGAACCUUGGACUUCAGUCGCCGCAAAGUUCACCGUCCUUUCCACCAAAUCUCUCCCUCGCCCUUUCCCUCCCAUCACUUGUCUCCCGCGACUCUCGCCAAUGCCAAAACUCGCAGUUCUCCCCUCUUCAAUCGCUCUUCAAACGGUUCACCUACAUUACCUCGCCCCUCCUCCUCUCAUGUCCGACCGUCAACAUCGGAUGAUAACACUUCAAAACAAGAAACAAUGCCUUCGUCAGGAAGCCCGCUGAAGCUGUUUGGCGAGCAUGAUACUUUCACAAAUAACAGACUUCUUCGGCGGAUGAGUCAAUUCGAGGAAACGUUCGGGGAUGGUUCGGGGUCCGAGGGAGACGAGCCGCCAUCACCAUCAGAAGAGGCACGAAGAAAGGGAGAAAACCGAAGCUUACUCAAUGUUCGACAUGAGCCAUUGAGUGAGAUCUCUCCACGACGGAAUGAGCGAGGUUCAUCUAGAAACAUUAUCAACCCUCGUCUGUCUCGAUUCGGGGACGGCGAACUAGAUAAAUUUGAUUUCUCAGACACUAGCCCGUACGAGCCAAAUUUCACUUAUGGUGAUGUACCAGGGUUUGAUUCCCGCCCCUCCUCACGCCCUUCUUCCCGGAGGAUAUCGUCAAAUCGUCAGCCAUACCUUCAACGAGGCUCGCAAAUCGGUUCUUUGCAAUAUGCCAGAUCGGCAAGCUCCAGCUUUACGCGGAAACCAUCCGCCUGGACUCGCCAAAGCUACUUUGACCAUUUACGUGAUGCAACUUCUUCACGUGCUAAUAAGGAAAAUGUUGCACCAUCUGAAACCAAGAGGGUUCCCAAAGCAGCGGCCAUGGAUCCAAUUCCAAAGCGCCGACGAACCAUUUUACGCGAUGACAGCGCCGAACCGGACCGUGUCCAUUCCAAUGGUGACCCAGCAAAAUUUGGCGAGAGCAUGUCCUUGCUGCAAAGGAGCUUGAUGCAACAUGGCGUGCAGCUCGAAAAUGGGGAUUACCUGGCGCCCCCUGGCCUCUCCCAGUCCAUGCAACGGCCCAGGACACCGACUCCUAGUCAGAUUCGGUCUAUGCAUGAAUCGAAGGUGUUACCGAGCAGGGAAUACUCAGAAUCUUUUGAUAAUCUUGAUUACUCAGAUUCCUUCUCCAUCGAAGGUGACAUCCCGCUAGUCAAGAUUACCGGGGCAAGUGAUACAUCGCGCAAGGGGUCUAUCACGACCCAGGACUACUUGAACGAGGCGACGAAGAUCAUGGAUCUGAUCCGAGCUAAGGGUCGCCCAGUACCGGGAUUGACGAGUGUCCAGGAAUCCGAUGGGGAUAGUGAAGACGAGGAUGCCAGCUACGAUGAUGAGUCUACCCGAGAAGCAUUUUCUCGUCCCCCAAGCCGUGAUGGUACGAACACGGAUUUCCGCAAAAUCCGAGAGCCAAAGGAGUUGAAUGCUCAAGUCCUCAACUACCUGAAACAAUAUCAAGAAAAAGAUGAUGGUGAUUUCGGGACCACUGGAUCAGUCAUGUCAUUCAACGGAGAGCUCAGGCCCGAUGGCUCACGAAGAGUGGUUUCCGGUGCAAGGAAACGCAAAACAAGCAGCAAUUAUGAUGAUGUAGCGGACACCAUCGCCCAAGACCUGAUGACAAUCAACACACAGAUGUCUGGCUUCAGUGUCCGUUCUGUACACACAGGCUCCUCACAAAAUUCCCAAGCCAAAGGCGUGUUAUCAUCCGACUUGGUCGCCCAUCUCAUCCCAGAACAAGUCAACGGUUUUACCUACGACAAGUCCAAAAAUCUAUGGAUCAAGAAUGCUGCAGAAAAGCCAGCUCGCCAAGUGUCUCACGAUGAUGAUAACGAGAAUAACGAUCCUUUCCAGGAUAUUCCUGACUUGAGCGUGGAUGAAUUGCAAGAAAUGAUGCGAAUUCAUGGCCUUGAUUCUCCGUCCAAGCGUUUAUCAGCGAACCAAACUGAUCAGGACUCCCGUUCUCGUGCUGGAGGUGCCUCACCAAAGAAGGGCGAUAUUAGACCACACACAAGAGACGGUGACCCGUCAGUGAACGCAAGCUCUGAUCAAUCUAGAGUUACCCGCUUUACAUCAAGUGUCCCAAAUUCUGGGACGCGAGCCACGUCAUGGGGUACAGAUGAAAUCGAGGCGAGACAUGGCUCUGGUGACAACAAUCUCCAUAAGCCUGACGACAUGAAUCCCCAGGCGCCAAAUAAGCAGACUCGGGUGCCAACAAUUUCUUUUUCAUCGCCUGUCGUUUCUCAUGUCGCAUACACGGACAAUGAUGAGGCUUCCAAUCUGGAUGCUGCAUCACGACAGUCGGCAUACGUUGACGAAGGGGAACAGAAUGAGAACCAGCGCUCUGCUCUUCCGCCUCCACGUCGCGAAACUUCUUUGGCAGGCCAGCCUUUCAUUCGGCGUCCUGUCUCGAGGAUUGAGGAACGAAAUGAAGAAGGAGCGGAAGAUCUCAGCCUUGUUCAUAGGAAUAAUACACUGGAUGUUCAACAGACACCGGGUGGUGAUGCUAUUGGAAACUCCCUGGUUCCAAUUCACUCAGGUGACCAUGAGACAAGUUACAGCUUCCACAUGAGUCCGCUGGCUGAAUUCUCUGUCAAUCAACCGGAUCACCCCAUGAACCUGGAAAUGAGUUACGUGGCAAACCGUACUCACCCGACAUCGCUGAGACAAGUCCAUGGCACAUUUGCCCUUGCCACAGAGCAGUUGAUUAAACAUAUCACCGAUGUUGAGCCAUAUGAGCCAUACUGGGAAGAUGUACGUCGUUUGGUACUGCGUCAAAAGGGGCUGAUUACCUUGCACAAGCUGAGCGAUUUCUGCCCUCGCCUUGAGGACCUCGAUGUCUCCGACAACGAUAUUGGGCAGUUGAGUGGUGUUCCAACAAGCCUGCGAACUCUCAAAAUUCCCCGAAACUCGCUCUCUGAUCUCACACCAUGGGGCCAUCUGACUAAUCUGCAAUACCUGGACAUUUCUGGAAACGACAUUGAGACCCUGGCUGGUUUCUCCGGUCUGAUACACCUUCGAGAAUUGAAAGCGAACGACAACCAGAUUCGGAACAUUGACGGCAUUCUUGACUUGAAUGGCCUGCUAAGCCUGAAACUGAGCAAUAAUUCGUUGACGACCGUGGACUUCGAAGGCACAGAACUGACUCGACUUCGCGAUCUUGAUUUGAGUCAUAAUUGCUUGACGUCUGUCCGCAACACCGAGUGGCUCCCAUCACUGGCCACCCUUGAUCUUAGCACCAAUCAAAUUACCCAGUUUGAAGCGUCAACAUCUUUGAUCAGCCUGCGAGCGCUGAAACUGUCAGGCAAUCGUCUGAGUGCCUUGGAUCUGAAGAACUUCUCUUCUUUGAGCCUCUUGUAUGCUGAUCAUAAUGGCUUGUCGACCGUUACUGGGCUGGACCACUGCCAUAACCUGGAAGUUCUCUCUAUCCGUGAACAGACCCAAAUGGGAGAUGGUGGGAGUCGUAUUACUUUGGACCUCGACCUGGGAUCCGCAAAGGACAUCCGUAAAGUGUUUUUGUCAUCAAAUAAGCUUGCCUCUCGAUGCCUCUCCCCUUCAUCUCCUCUACUUCGACUGCAACUACUCGACAUCGCUGCGUGCACCUUGCCUGCUCUCCCCAGCGCAUUUGCUUCCAGCUUCCCGAACCUCAAAGUACUGAAUAUGAACUUCAACUCAUUGACCGAAGUGGAGCCCUUGGUGGGUAUGCACUGCCUUGCGAGGUUGACCAUGGUUGGGAACCGCCUUUCGAGAAUGCGGCGCAUCUGUCAGAUUCUCAGCCGGCUGGGAAGAACAGGACGGGGCAAUCUCUGCUCCCUUCGAAAGCUUGAUAUUCGUGGCAAUCCUCUGACAGUCGGAUUUUACCCUCCAGCUGUGACUGGCAAUGGAACCAAUUCCGAGCGCAAGAAAGUGAAGGAUCAAGAAAAGGCAGUCGCGCCUCUGCAAGAAAACCGACAAGAUCUUGCUGAUGCUUUGGCUGAUGUUGAUCCCAACGACCAAGUCACCCAGCCUGUCACCUGGGACGACAGCGCCAAGUCUGAUCGCGAGAGCGAGAUCAACGAUCCUCUGACCCUUCCCCCGGCGGAUCCCCAAGCAGAUGAAAAAUACCUCCAUCAUCUAGACCGUGCAACUCGAUUGCGCCGGCGCGUUCUGGAACUUCUACUUUAUGCCGGGACCAGCGGCUCCCUUCAAACAUUGGACGGGCUGGACCUCCGUCCAGUACUUGGUGACGACUCAUCGGAUAUGGGUCAAGCGUGGAAUAGGCUCGAGGAACUAGGCGUUCUUCGAAGAAAGGCGAUUACUGACAAGGCGUGA